Molecule: messenger RNA, 3992 nt
Organism: Blastomyces dermatitidis ER-3
Lineage: Eukaryota; Fungi; Ascomycota; Eurotiomycetes; Onygenales; Ajellomycetaceae
Product: MFS monosaccharide transporter
Exons: 6
Coding region: 1398-3131 (577 amino acids)
Biological process (GO): transmembrane transport; carbohydrate transport
Cellular component (GO): membrane
Molecular function (GO): carbohydrate:proton symporter activity
Source: RefSeq, a predicted model, not a curated record
GUGCCUUUGAAUCGGUCUUGGCUUUGCUCUCUACUCCUAUCAGAGUGUUGCGGUCAACAGCAGUAGGACAAGGAGAGCGUUGGAUUUGAUUGAUUUGGUUCUCUCAGAAGAAGCAAAAGCACACUCAAUUUUGAUCAACUUUGAUCAGUUUUGCCCUUGUCUUGGACUGUAUAACUGAAAAGCUCCCAACCCCUUUUUUUUCCUGGUUAAAGUUACAAGACGUCACUUACAUAACGCAGAAUACGGAAACUUCGUCAUCCGCAACCAGAACCACUUGUGCAAGAAAAAUAUCGAGAUACAUGUAGCCAGGAAGUUAGCGGGAAGUGUCCACCGUCUGGGGCUGAUUGUAAUACCUCCAACAAUAACUACUAGACUAUCCUAUCUUAUUCCUAGUCUGGGAGAAACGAGAAACAAGACACCAGCAGAUACAGCAGAGCCAGCAGAAACAACCGAGACAACCGGCAUCAAUAUUCUAUCAUCAUCAUUAUUCCAGCGUUGUUGCCACCCGUCCAUACAGCGGCCAACCAGCUACCAACAACUUCCACUACACCCGGACUAACCACGCAUCUCAGGUUCCGCAACAAAUCAACAGCCAGCCAAUCCACCGACAACCCCGGAUCUUUCGAUGCCCCGUCUGUCCUUUCUUUCUCGUCAGAUGUCAGGCUUCCCAUCUCCUCCUUGGCUGACCCCGUAACCACCAACGCAGCCCGUCCCCAUUCUCCCGUCUCGUCUGCUACAGAACCACUCCUCCUGAUCUUGAUCACACCCCAACCAGCCAACCCGUUGGAGAGAGACCGAUCACACCUCACCCACCCGACUCCUCCAUCCCACUCCUCUUCCUACUCUCUCCCCUCCCCUUUCUACGAUUUCCUCCGUAGGGCUGCUCCCGCCAGCCCUCACCUCCCACCGCCACCAUUUCUUCCUCAACACCCCCCAAGCCUCCCACCGCUAUCCCCCUCCGGUCCCUUUCUCCUCAAUCCCGGCCCUCGCCUGAUCCACCUUCCGCGCUGUUAGACUUUUCACGCGAGAAAGAGGGCAACCGGCGGCUUUCUUCUUCCUCUCUUCCGCCUUCCGAUUCAGACUCCGACUUCUCGGUUUGGUCAGACACUGGCGACCUCGCUGAACAACUAGCCAACGAAGAAGACCCUCUUCAGAUCCAUCUCCGUCAUUCGCUUGAACAUUCCGCCUUUGGGCGAAGCGGCUUUCGCUCUCGCGGGAAGCGUUCAAAACGGGUGCACUACCCAACUGAAGAGCACCCUCACGGAACCCACCAUCACCAUCACCACCACGAAGGCCACGGCAACGGUAACAGUGAUAGUGGCCUCUUCAAGGAGAUCCGUAUCCCAACCCCAGCUCCUCGAACUAUCUCGAGAGUGGAAAGAAUAUUAGCCGUUAUCAUGUCCCCUGGGGCCCCGCGAAAGGCCAGGAGCAAUGGCCUGGUGGGCAAACCAUUACUAUAUUUAACGAGUGUUUUUGUGUCAUUGGGUGUUUUCCUUUUUGGAUAUGAUCAAGGAGUUAUGUCAGGAAUUAUCACGGGUGCCGAUUUCAAAGACUAUUUCAACCAACCGACUAUGGCGGAGAUCGGUACCAUGGUUGCCAUUCUGGAGAUCGGAGCGUUCAUUUCCUCUCUUAUCGUUGGAAAGAUUGGCGAUAUCAUCGGCAGAACGCGCACCAUUCUCUACGGGUCCAUGGUGUUUUUCAUUGGGGGUGCUUUCCAGACUUGCGCUACGGGCAUUCCUAUGAUGCUCCUUGGUCGUAUCAUCGCCGGUUUGGGCGUGGGUGCCUUAUCUACUAUCGUCCCUGUUUAUCAGUCUGAAAUAUCGCCUCCCCAUAAUCGAGGCAAGUUGGCUUGUAUCGAGUUUACUGGAAACAUUUGUGGUUAUGCAGCCAGCGUUUGGGUAGACUACUUCUGCAGCUUUAUCCCAAACAACUGGGCUUGGCGGUUACCUCUUUCGUUACAAUGCUUUAUGGGUGCUCUUCUGGGUUUUGGUAGUCUUAUUAUCUGCGAAUCUCCUCGAUGGCUACUAGAUACAGAUCGCGAUGAAGAAGGCAUGGUCGUCAUUGCCAACCUGUACGGUGGAGGUGACCUUCACAAUGAGAAAGCCCGUCAAGAAUACCGUGAUAUCAAAAUGGGAGUCUUGAUUCAGAGACAGGAGGGCGAACGGACAUAUGCAGACAUGUUUCGCCGCUACCGCAAAAGAGUUUUCAUUGCCAUGUCUGCCCAAGCAUUUGCUCAGCUCAACGGCAUCAAUGUUAUUUCCUAUUAUGCCCCGUUGGUCUUCGAAUCCGCUGGCAUGAUGGGACGUAAGGCAAUCCUUAUGACCGGCAUUAACUCGCUAUCCUACCUGGCUUCGACGAUCCCACCUUGGUACCUUGUAGACCGCUGGGGUCGACGUCCAAUUCUGCUUUCCGGCGCCGUGGCGAUGAUUAUAUCACUAUCCUUUAUCUCCUACUGGCUCUACCUUGAUAUUAAAUUAACCCCAGUCCUCACCGUUGUUUCCGUCAUGGUUUACAACGCCGCGUUCGGUGCUUCGUGGGGCCCCAUCCCAUGGUUGUAUCCACCGGAAAUUUUACCACUCAGCAUUCGAGCAAAAGGUGCGAGUUUGAGUACUGCUUCCAACUGGGCGUUCAAUUGGCUGGUCGGGGAAAUAACCCCAGUCCUGCAGGAAACGAUAAAAUGGCGUCUUUAUUUGAUGCAUGCUUUCUUCUGCGCAUGCAGUUUUGUUCUAGUGUAUUUCGUCUACCCCGAAACCAGUGGAAUCCGCCUUGAAGACAUGGAUGCGAUCUUUGGCGAUGGAACUGCUGCUCCAACACCAGCCACGCCCGCAGAACGCGACGCUCUCAUGGGCAUCGGAUCACCGGUGCCGUCUCUUGAUAUUCGAAGGUCUCCUGAGGGCUAUCCCGGGGCCGAACAUGCGAUCCCAGGACUUGACAUUAACCCACCCGAGUCAAGUAACAAUAAUUAUAAAAAUAAUAAGUCUGAUCGACCCAGCACUGGCACGGUAGAACGAUCUGACCGCCGCGAAGGAAUUGGUUCGUGGUUAGCUAGCAUGAUUGGGCGGGGGAGAAACUCCGGCAACAACGGUGAUCAGGGACGAUAUAGUCGGCUUGACCAGGAUGAAGAGAGUUAGAGUGAUCAUACUUUCAAAAGAGACAAAAGAUCAAAAAUACAUAAAUGUUGUGUUUGCAACGUGAAGGAAGGAGGGCAAUUUUGGCUGAUUGCGGUAGGGGAGGUGGAGCAGGGAGCGUACAUCCUUCAUCACACCCGCUAACGCUUCUCCAGCGAGCUCAUUUUCUAGACCCAGGGUGGUACUACAAUGUUUUUUUUUCUUCGGUGUGUUUUUCCUUUGAUACUACCCCGCAUCGGUUACACUUGAUUGGGAUCAUUUCUUAUUCAGCUUUUCUAGACCUCUGAAGUUUUAUACAGUCUAUUCUCCUUCCUGAAAUUUCCUGGUCCACCCUUUGCGCCCGGUGGGAGCCAGGAACACCCCACACACACACACCAAUGUAGACGCCUUUUUCUCCUCCCUAUUAUUUCUUUCUUUCAUAUUUCCCAUUUACAUUAUUUUUUCCCUCGGCUUUUCUUUUUCGUCCCGGUGGCAUACACGCUGGGCAUUCAAUUCUCCACUUUUUCCUACAAGUUUAUUUUGAACAUCUGGUUACAUGAUACAUGUGCGAACUUUAUUAUAUAUUUGCUGUAAUAUUUCCUCAUUCUUCAUUUUCAUAUUUUCAUCUUAUCUGUCCGUCUGGCUGGCUGGCUAGGUCAGGGGAGAGAGGGAGAAAGCGGAGAGUAGACGCUACACAUAGCCGGUUCAUGUACAUGUACAUGAGAGUGCAACAUAAACUGUUAAUCCUUUUUCUUGUUUUCUUAUUGCAUUUUACAUUUUAUUAUUAGUUUUAGAUGGUCAAAUCUGUGUUGGGUAAUUUUAUUUUAUUUUAUUAUUUUAUUAUUUAUUAUUACUAUUAUUAACUUAUUAUUAUUUUAAGACACA